ACGCGAUCUGAUUGGUCAAGUGAUCCAAUGCAACCAAUCAACACACGUGUAUAUCCGAUCCUGGUCUGUCCAUUUACUUGGCGUGAGAAGAAAUUUGGGCUGAGCGCAAGUUUAUUCCACGACUUUCAUUACAACUUACUGAAGUAGCUACUUUAAUACUUGAAAAGAAUUAAUUAUGAUGUCGAACUGUGACAUCUCAAGUGAAGAGGGCGCCGUCAGUCGGGUCUUUGUUGGCAACCUUAAUUCAGACAUAACAUCCAAGCAGGAUUUAACGAUCAAGUUUAAAAGAUAUGGAAAAGUAAUGGGUGUCGCCAUCCACCGAGGCUAUGCGUUUGUCCAGUUUUCUUCAGUCAGUGAAGCAGAGUUAGCAGUUAAGGGAGAGCAUGAUACAAUGUUUAGAGGCAAGCGAUUAGAUUGUAAUAUUGCUGCUGAUAAAAAGAAUAGACGGUAUGAACCAGAUCGCAAAAGUGAUGACCGAGAUCGAAACCGAAAAUAUAGUCGGGAACGUGAUAGGGGAGCUAGUGAAUACAGUAGGGAUCGUGACUUUGAACGUUAUCCUGAUUAUGACCGUGUUCCUCCAAGACGUGACCGUUCACCAUUGCGAGAUGCUUAUGAUGAAUCAUAUAGAGACCGUGUUGCUCUUCGGCGGGAUGAACCAGGAAGAAGAGAAAGGGAUCGUGAUCCGUAUUAUGAUGAUGUGUACAGAAGGGAAUCACGUCGUGAUCCACUGGACCCAUACGUUAGACCCCCAACCAGGGAUAGGUAUGAUGCACCAUUGGAACGCAGAGAACCAGCCAUACGAGAUGAUCCCUACAGAGACAGCAGAGAAUUCGCUCGUGAACGAGAUGACCCCUACAGUCUUCAUUACAGAAGAGACCCGUAUGACAGAGAUUACGAUCGUCGUGUACCGCCCGGGGCGUCUAUACCAGCACCACCUGCAGCCAUCGAUGAGUUUGAGAAACCGAUUGAUGCCGAGAUUUUAGUGGUAGAUAAACAACAAAGAGGGUACGCUGAGAUCGUGGAACGCCGGCUUAAGGAGCAAGCCUUGAAUGUUGGCAUGAUCUUCCUGAGUACUGAAUUAACGAUGAUGAAAGCGCUGGAAGAUGUGACCCGUCGUGAUGUUCUGUAUGCGAUCGUCAUAACAAGCCAACACGAGCUUCACCGCUCUGUAACACUUAACAUCUUGCACGGCACUCCACAAGAACACAGAAAUAUGCCUUUAGAGGAUGCUAUGAAACUCAUAGUGAAAAACUUUGACAGUUAUAUGCAAGCAUUACGAGAAAAAAGCAAGGGUAUCUCCGCAGAAAAAGGUCUCGGUUCUACCGAUCCUAAGUUAGCUAAACUCCCCGCAGUAGUAUCUGAGGCCAUAAAUGAGCUUACAAUGCCUCAACUCUUGAAUCUGCUUGCCGAUGGAAGACAGUUGACUAUUCCAGAAUUGACGCGAGUUAUUAGUCAUUUGUCCAAUAUCCGUCAGAAAAUGAUGGUUCUUGAAGGUGUAGCACCUGGCAGUGUCACAGGUGAUGCUUCAGUGCCAUCAAAUGCUCCGCAAGCUAUGCCACCUGUCACCAGCAACACUGAAGAACUCCAAGCAAAGAUCCUAAACACCAUUUCGUCUGCAGGAGCCGUACCGAAUGCCGGCCCUUUGAAAACUAAUUUAGCAGCACCACCUGAUAACACUAAAAUAGUUAGCCAGCCUAAGCCAACGCCUGGAGGAGAUAUGCCGGCUGCGAAUCUAAACCUGGACAAUCCAAACAUCCAGAAAGCACUGAAUAGCUUGAUCCAGAUCAAGCCUGGAGUUCUGCGAAGUCUUGUUGGAAGCACAGCGACAGAGACAACCCCAACGAUGGUCACUGCUGACAGCCAGAAUCGGCCAAAUGAAUCUAUGAUGUCUAGACAAGAGCAUUCACAAAUGAGCAUUGAUCAAUCACAGCUCCAACAACAACAUCAACAACGUCAACAACUAAUGAUGCAGGAUCAGUAUCAACAAUACCAACAGAAUCAGCAAAACCACCAGCAGCAACAGUUUAUGCAACAGCAGCAGCAGUUCAACCAACAGCCGCAGAUGCCAUUCCAGCCGCAGCAGCCGUUCAACGGACCAGUGCAGCGGUUUCCAAUGGCUCACCAGCAAGCCCAGAUGCAAGCCAACUUCCAACAGCAGCAGCAACAGCAACAAAUGUUCUAUGGAAUGGGCCAGAGAUAUUAAAGUACAGAAAACCACAGGAAGUUAGUUGUGCUCUGAAGUCAGUCUUUUGCAGUUAAGAUCAAGAAGUCCAGCUAGGUUUUUCAUUGUUCUGAAUGCCUGAAGAUACUUUUUGCUGUCCUGGUGAAAGGCAUGUUUAAUCUAAGUCAUGCAGACAUUUAAAAGAUCUCUAAUUAUUUUUUACCCUGUCCGAAUUGUAUCAAAGUCAAGUGUAUCUAUCUACUAACACAGUUUGAUUUUGAUAGAAAAUACAUUUGUUACCCUUAUGGUAUCUAAUUCGAUUUUCGUUUAAAAUUUAUAAAAGUUAUUUUGAUACCAGGAUUCUGAUGAUAUCUGCCGUGAAGAUAAAAUUGAAAAAUAUUUCUAAUUCUGACGAUGAUAGUAAUGUUAUAGCUACAGAAUACAGUGUAACAAUUUUGUGUUUUACACUCUACAAUAUUGAUAUAACAAACUUUUAUCAUGAUUUUAAAGUUUUGUCAAUAAUUAAGAUUUAAUUGGAUAAUAAAGGUUUGAUAAUACAUCAUAAAUUGUGUGUGUACAUAGUGUACCAUCUUUUCCUUAAUUGUUUCAAUGAAAAUAUCUCAACCUCUAGUUAUGUAUAUUUUGUUGAUGAAUUGUAAACUUCAGAUUGUGUAAUAAAAGUACAAUUAUGUUGUUCCAUUUAUCGUAAUUAAAAAUCUGUUACUUGGUUUUAAAAUGCAAGGAUUUUUUGCUUUAUAUCCAUUGCUUCAGAUGUUUUAUUAACAGCUCAAAGAAGACAUCGUUGAACAUUUGUGGAAAAAAACAACAGUGGAAAAAGAAACAACUACAGAACAGUAGUAUUUUAAUUGGAAAAAAUGAAUCAUGGGUAAAAUAAUGUUUGUACAUUUUUAAAAAGGUUUUUACUCUUUCGUGAAAUUCAUCACAAUAGUUCCUCAAGUUAAUACAUCAGGUUACGAUGUUACACCGUGAUAGAGAUGAUGGAGUUUUGCUCUUUGUUGUUUUGAUACAGAAAUCAUUGUAUGCAUCAAUAAAAUUCUGCAUCCAGAUAUUUUUUUUUUUCAUCUUCUAACUUCAAUGAUUUGCAAAAAAAGAAAAGAAUGAUUGAAAUAUGAUUGUACCAUAGCCUUGCAUGUUUCUGUCAGUUGUUAAGUAAAUUUGUAACAAUAAUAAAUAAAUUUUUUACAAUUAUUACAACAAUAUACAUGUUUGCACAAGUGAGAAUUUAUGUUCCAAAUUUGUUAUGAGUUUUGUACUGUUUACAUGAUUGAUUUUGAAAAUUAUAAUUUCUUUACAAUGGUUGUGUUUUAACAUUUCUUUUUCAUCAUAUUUGAUGCACUUUGUAAAAAAUUUACUUCAUUAUUGCUGAACACUGUUUUUUAUGUCCUGUAUAGGCCAAUUUUUUAUCUUUAACGUUGAAAUAGCGUCAGUUGAUGUUUAAAAUUAAUUGUACCACAAUGCACAGAAAACAAGAUUUCUCAUAAUCACGUCAUAAUUAGUGCUUGCAAAAAGUCGAAUUAUUCUCAUGAAUUUUUAAUGUUUUGAAGGAGUCACGGAGACAAUGAGCGUACACAAUGUCUACCAAAGACCAAACAGCAUAUCAGAUGAUAAUGGGGGGAGGAGGGGGUGAUAUUGUUUUUGGAAGAAAGUAAAUCUACAAUGAACCGAACAUGCUGUAUAUAAUUUUAGGUUUAAUUUUAGGCUUGCCACACAGUUUAAACGUACUAUAAUUAGGUGUACAAAUUUUUGCUAUUGCUUAAUGCUAGUAUUUAGUUGUCUAAUAAAAUGUAGCUUUUGAAUACUUGA
Anneissia japonica is the source of this 3985-nucleotide messenger RNA. Its product is annotated as nuclear receptor coactivator 5-like. The record is from RefSeq and is a predicted model, not a curated record. The transcript is spliced from 10 exons. Lineage: Eukaryota; Metazoa; Echinodermata; Crinoidea; Comatulida; Comatulidae. Gene Ontology annotation, molecular function: RNA binding. The coding region runs from base 176 to 2203 and encodes 675 amino acids.